This is a messenger RNA of Emericellopsis cladophorae, 2094 nucleotides long. RefSeq names its product Vacuolar sorting protein 9 (VPS9) domain. The record is from RefSeq and is a predicted model, not a curated record. NCBI's taxonomy places the organism in Eukaryota, Fungi, Ascomycota, Sordariomycetes, Hypocreales, Bionectriaceae. Bases 1 to 2094 code for a protein of 697 amino acids. The transcript is spliced from 3 exons. Gene Ontology annotation, biological process: vesicle-mediated transport. Gene Ontology annotation, cellular component: cytosol; endocytic vesicle. Gene Ontology annotation, molecular function: guanyl-nucleotide exchange factor activity; small GTPase binding.
AUGGCCUCGCCCAGCUCAGAGAAGGCCGAGCCUCGCCCUGCGGCCACCCGAAUAUCAUCCUUCCCGAGUCAUCGGCGCGACGAUGGCGGCGAUACAUUGAAGCCUCCCAGGCGCGCCCAGACCAGCCAAAUGAGCUCCCCGCUAGACAGACCACCGACAGACAACCAGAGUCCGAGUGCCUUUGAGGGCGCCGACGACAGCGAUCCCGAGGAUGGCAUAGAGAUCACGAGGGCUUCAAUUGAGCUGGAUGUGCUCCCCAUUGAACUGGUCUCCAUGACCGACAGCUUCAUCGAGUCGCUGAACGCAAAGGUCCACUCGCAACCGCCAAACAUCGACAAGCUUUCGCAGCUAUUUCAAGACUUUUAUGCGCAGGCUUCGUCGCACAUCAAUACCCAUAUCAAUACCCUAGCGACGAUGCGCAGCCGCGAAGCCUCCCCAUCGCCGUCUGCCACAUCUCUAUCAUCCGCCGCUAGCCGACUGCGGAGCAAAGCGUCGGCGUUGAACGUCAAAGAGAAGCCACGGUCCGAAGCAGAGCAGCAAAUGAUCACGGCCGAAGAACUGGCUAGCAAAAAGAAGGCCCGCAAAGCGCUGGAAGUGAAACGGCGCAUGCUAGAGGAAGCUGUGGAGAGGAGACUGUGUGAAGGCAUAUACGCCCGGAUAUACCGACACAAAAGCACGCAAGACGAGGCGCAAGACGACAAACUCCGGUCAAAAACAGCGGCGUUGUCGCUGGUAGGAAUAGGGCCAGCAGAUCUGGGCAUCGACCUAGGGGACCGCAAGGCUGAAUCGCUUGAGGCACCCGAGAAGCAGACUGACGAGAUUCGCGCAAAGCUGGAGCAGGCGAGGAAAGACAUUGCGCGGAUGCACAAGUCUCGGUACCCCCUGGGCAAGCUCAACAGCCUCAAGGCAGCCCACCGGAGCAUCGUCGAUACCAUUGCCCACUUUCACCCUUCGGCGUCGGCUGACGAGAUCAUGCCGAUGCUGAUCUUCACGCUGAUCACCAUGGCCCCCGAGGACCUGCACGUCAUCAGCGAUGCGCGCUUUGUACAAAACUUCCGCUGGGAGUCCAAACUUGCUGGCGAGGAUGCGUACUGCAUCACCAACCUGGAGGCGGCGAUAAGUUUCUUGCAGAACGUCGACCUAGCGACGCUGCGCUCGGACGAAUUACCCUCCGGACCGCCCAAGGGGCACCCAGGGACACCCAAAACCGAGACGUUUCCACCCGCGUACCAACAAGGACAAGUGCCCGGUGUCGAGUCUUCCAAGGAUGAUGCCAUACCAUCCAAGAACCCUGCCGGGCUCAAGUCAGCAAGCGAUCCCAGGAGCAGACGGCUGAGUGACCUCGUCAACACGCCGGCACAAGCCUUUGGCGCAGCGAGCGACGCAGUCUUUGCCACAGCAGAUCAAAGUCUCAAGACCGUCUCCUCCAGCCUCGACAACAGCUUCAAAUUUCUGCUCGGCAAGAUACGUGAGCAACAAGACAGCCCGCGCGAAUCAAUUGUGGUCCCUCGCACCCUGGACGAUGCGCGGAAGCUUGUCAGUACACCUCCACCCGAAGACGAGCCCAUCAUCAGCGGCGCUAGCUCGGCUGUCGAUGCGGAAGAGCGCAAGCAGCCACGCGAGGAUCGUGUGCUGAGCAUGCUGAGCGGACGCCGAGAUCGCAGCACCGACAGCGUUGUCAGCGGCCGCAGCGCCGGCUCAUCCAAGCCGUCGACACAACAGGGUGCCCAACCGCCCCCCGUGCUGGACCAGAUGCGAAAUCACAUUUCCAACUCGUUCAACCCCAUGGCGCGCUUUUCGAAUCAGAUUGGCAUGAUACGCUCAUUUGGGAGAAAUGUAUCGACACCCCCAGCGAUGGGCCAGAACGAGGCCACCAAAGUCGCUGACGGGGGUGAUCUGGGGACUGCUUUCCCUGACAUUGCAGCUGCUCUGCCGCCAAAACCAUCCUUGCCCAAGAUCUCGCCGCCAAACAAGCGAUUUAUGGAGUUGCAGAAUCCGGGGGACCUCAAGAUCGGCGAGGUGCUAGAACUGUUGAGAGACUAUCGUCGUCUCGCCGGUGCACUCAAUAAGAUGGGUGCCUUUGAAGAGAAAUGA